This is a messenger RNA of Scatophagus argus, 2214 nucleotides long. It is a transcript of the gene serping1, whose product is annotated as serpin peptidase inhibitor, clade G (C1 inhibitor), member 1. Lineage: Eukaryota; Metazoa; Chordata; Actinopteri; Scatophagidae. The transcript has 11 exons. Gene Ontology annotation, biological process: negative regulation of endopeptidase activity. Gene Ontology annotation, molecular function: serine-type endopeptidase inhibitor activity. Bases 157 to 1953 code for a protein of 598 amino acids. The record is from RefSeq and is a predicted model, not a curated record.
ACAGAUUAGUGAUUGCUAGUUGCAGUUCUGGGCAGCAUACACUCAGAAGUGAUACAUGCAGUGAGCAGAGGUCGGAUGUGGCAGAAACAUUACUGGUGAAAAAAACAAAACAAAAACUUGUGACAGAAUUUGGAUACAUUUGGAAAUUGAAGAGACAUGAGACUACUAACCAUACUUUGCCUGUUUCUGCAGUUCAUUUUUGAGCUUUCGUCAUGCACUCAUCUUCGGGUGAUACCUGGUUCCACUCUGGAGCUGCCCUGUCUCUCAAUUCAGACUGAGUUCACUGAUGCGGCCAUCACCUGGAAAUUUAAUGGUAAAGAUAUAAGCACCGAAUUACCUGGCUCGACCACAAUUAAAAAGGAUGGCUUGUAUCUCAGCAUAUUCCCUGUGACUGCCGCCCAUGAGGGCCAGUACAUGUGUUUGUUAACAGAGACCAAUAUAGUGAUGAUAAGGGCCUACAACAUUACAGUUGAUGCAUCAGUUGGCUACACCAUUAGAGUCAUUGAAGGCACCACCAUUAAUCUCCCAUGCAACUUCCCGAAGUCCAGCCAAGUCAGGGCCAAUGCACUUUGGUUCAAAGAGACAGGUGCUGGCAAGAGGACACAGUUGAAUCUUGGAGAUGAUUCAACAGGUGGUAAUGAGAGAAUGGAACAGCUUUAUCCAAUGGACACUGAUCAGGCCGUCAUACUCAGAGAAGUUGUCAUGGAGGAUGCUGGAGUUUACAGUUGUGAAUCUGCUAAGGGAGAAAAGCUGAGUACUGUGUAUGUUGUUGUUGAAGCUGGUCCUACCCCUCCUCCUCACUCAUGUGAAGGCUUCACGGAAGCAUGGGAGCCUUGCCAGAAUGAGAACAGUCGCACUGAGGGGCCCAUAUUGCAAGAGUCCAUGGCAGACUUUUCCAUGAAGCUGUAUUCUUACCUGAGACAGUCACAACCCUCUAGCAACUUGCUCUUCUCCCCUGUCAGUAUCAGCGCUCUACUGUCCCAUUUGUUGUUAGGUGCAAGGGGUGACACCCGAACAGCCAUUGAGAGGGCUGUCUGUGUGCCUCAUGACUUCCACUGUCUUCACUUCCAAAUGAAGAAGCUGAGAGAGAAGUUGGGCAGCUCCUUGCAGAUGGCUUCUCAGAUCUUCUAUAACCCACAAAUGAAUCUGAGUGAGUCCUUUAAUAACCAGUCCAACCACUUCUAUGAAGCGUCACCCAUCAGGCUGCUGGAAAGCAGCGAGCAAAGCACAGAGAUGAUCAACAGCUGGGUGGCAAAUAAGACCCACAAUAAAAUCAAACAUUUGGUCGACUCUGUAUCACCCGGUACACAGCUGAUCCUGCUCAAUGCCGUCUCCUUUAGCGGUCAGUGGAAGGUCAAGUUUGAUCUGAAACCCCAGAAAGGACAUUUCUCCAAACUGGAUGGCGAUCUGGUCAAGGUGCCGAUCCUAUAUCACCCAAAAUACAUGUUGGUUAUGAAGUAUGUCACUGAGCUCAAGGCACAGGUGGCGAAAUUUGCUCUCACAGGUGACAACAGUCUCUACAUUGUGCUGCCUCGCUCCAACAAAGUGACCGACCUGCAGCAGGUGGAGGAGAGGUUGACAGACAUAGCUGUGCACCAAAUGAUAGAACAAAUGAAUGCAAUCCUGCCUCAGCCUGUCGAGGUCACUCUGCCCCUAAUCAAGUUGGAUGUCCAGUCCAACAUGCACAUGCUUAUCAAGAAAUUAGGACUGUCCUCACUCUUCGAGGAUGCCAACCUGUGUGGUCUCUACACUAAGGACAAGCUGGUCCUGGAUGAUGCCAGACACCAAGCCUUCCUCGCGCUGACUGCACAAGGAGUUGAGGCCGGAGCCGUCACCAGUAUUGUGUUCUCUCGCACCUUCAGUUCCUUCUCUGUACUGCAGCCUUUCAUCAUGCUGCUGUGGAGUGACCAGGCCAAUGUGCCACUCUUUAUUGGGAGAGUGACUGACCCAUAAGAGAGGGAAAGAGAGGGAAAGACAAAUGUGCAGGCAAGAAACACAAACAUGUUGAAGAGAGGCUGUUUGGUAGAAACGUAAGACAAGUCAUUUAAUUUUCUUACUAUACUUUUUUUCUGAAAAUUUAAACUUCAUAUGACACAAUGUAAAUGCAGCAUUGCAUUCACAGUAUUGCUUCAGGUUACUAAAAUAAGCCCUGUUAAUGUGUUGUUUUCAAUCCGAAUAAACGAUGAUGGUGAAUAAAUACAGAUUAAUACAGUC